This is a messenger RNA of Spirometra erinaceieuropaei, 450 nucleotides long. NCBI's taxonomy places the organism in Eukaryota, Metazoa, Platyhelminthes, Cestoda, Diphyllobothriidea, Diphyllobothriidae. The record is from the annotation of a GenBank genome assembly.
AUGGGCGCCCCGGGAUACGCAUCGCCUAUGGAACUGACGGGUAUCUUCUCAACAGCAGGCGCACGCAGGCCGCAGGCGAUGCGACUAUCUACGACCACUGCCCACAACCUGCUCUUAGCCGACGACUGCGAGCUCAACACCACGACCGAAAUGGACAUGCAUCAGAGCAUGGAUCUCCUCGCUGCCGGGUGCGCCAACUUCGGUCUGACUGUCAACACGGACAAAACAAUCGUCAUGCACCAACCGUCACCCAACACGCAACACUGCACUCCUCCUCGUAUCGCUGUCGACGACAACCAACUCAAAACCGUGGACAGUUUUGCUUAUCUCGAAAGUACACUUUUCGACUGUGCCAGAAUCGACGAUGGGGUUGCUCGCCAGACUCCAAAACCAGUCAAGUCUUCGGCUGGCUGUAGAAAUCCGUGUGGAAUUGUCACGGUCCCCAAUUGA